AAUUUGUAUUUGAAACCAAAAACUUUAAUGAGUAUAGUUUUUGUAAAUACUUAUAAAUAUUGAUACAAUAAAUCACUUGUAAUUUGAACUUAACCAAUUAAAACUACAUAAACAUACUUUAUAGUUCUUAUUUCAAUAUUUAAACUUAGUUUUCAGCUUAAAACUUGUUUUUACUCGAAAAUCGUAUGAAUAUAAUAAAAAGUUAAAAGUUUUAAUUUGUUUCUGAUUAUUGUUUACGUCAAGAAGAAACCGUAAUAACCAUGGAGGAACUUAGACGAUUUUUACAUCAAACGUUAAAUAAAAUUGACGGACUUUACACAAUUAUCAUAUCGGAUCAUGAUGGCGUCGUCAUUAUUAAAGCUUCUGCCGAUAAAAGUCUGGACAAUAAUUUUAACUUUAAACAUUCGUUUCUGUCGGAUUUUAAUUCUGCAUCGGAACAAGCAGGAAAACUCGAACUUGGAAAAAACAAAACCGUUAUUUGUUUUUACACAAAUUAUCAAGUUGUCCAGUUAAACUGUUCAUCGGUUUUGAUAACGUUUGUAGCAGCUGAAAAAGCUAAUACCGGCAACAUUUUGGGACUAGAAAAAGUAUUGGAGCCAUUGUUAAAAGAUUUGCGAGCCAUUCAGGUUUCCUAAUUACUGCCAACGAUCUCGACUCUUCAUAUGAGAAAAAUUAAUUCUUUUAUAUUUAUAUAUAUAUAUUUUUUUAAAUAUUUUAUGAUUAUGUUUUUAUUUUUUUUUGAAAUUAUCACUUGUUUUCAAUGAAUAACCAUUAAAUCUCAAAAUAACCUCUUAGUUGUU
Messenger RNA from Adelges cooleyi (spruce gall adelgid), 800 nucleotides. It is a transcript of the gene Lamtor3, whose product is annotated as ragulator complex protein LAMTOR3-A. The record is from RefSeq and is a predicted model, not a curated record. Bases 261 to 635 code for a protein of 124 amino acids. NCBI's taxonomy places the organism in Eukaryota, Metazoa, Arthropoda, Insecta, Hemiptera, Adelgidae. Gene Ontology annotation, cellular component: Ragulator complex. Gene Ontology annotation, biological process: positive regulation of TOR signaling; cellular response to amino acid stimulus. The transcript is spliced from 4 exons.